AUGUCGGCAGACCUCUCCCCCAGGAUGAAAGGCCAGAAGAGCAUCUUCCGGGUACAGUUGAGACCCCAAAACGCUGGCGAUGCGUCCCAAGCAGCAUACCACUCUCGUCGGGCCCAUCGCAAGUCGCGGGGAGGAUGUCAAAAGUGUAAACUCCGCCGGGUCAAGUGCGACGAGACCAAACCGCACUGUCUCCGGUGCCAGAAGCACGGCGUCGACUGCACCUACGCUCCGAUCUCCAGGGGGAACGAGCUCGAUGCAGUCUCAAAUCUAGUCCAUCCAGACCGGACAGCCUACACGCUGUCCCUCACGGACAUAGCAAGCAACCUCGACUCCCUCCUCCAACUACCCCAAGCACACAGACACCACCACCUGCACGCCCUCCAGCACUUCCACUCCGCAACGGCCUCCACAAUCAGCGACAAAAACUCCUUCAACCUAAUGCGCACCCGCAUGACCCACCUCGCAUUGUCCUCCCCCACAGUAAUGCACGCCGUCCUCGCAACCUCCCUCUCCCACCUCCUCCACCUAACGCCCGCCUCAUCCCCAACCCGAACAACCUACACCAUGCUCGAAUCCCACCACUGGCAGCGCAGCAUAAGCCAAUACGCGCGCGAACUCUCCCACGGCGCAUCCCCAAAGAACAUGGACGCGCUCUUCUCCACGUGCCUCCUCCUCACCUCCCACACCUUCAUGCUCGACCCUUCAUCCUCCUCCAACGACCCAAGGAAAACCUCCUUCAUCUACACAAUAGACUCAAACCCCCACGCCCUAUCCUGGCUAACAAUGCAAUCCGGCCUUCGCCACCUCCUCUCCCUGACUAGCAGCUACCUCCCCCAAAGCAUCUGGUUCACCACAUUCAUGUCCACCCGCUCAGACAACGCCUUCUUCGAAGACCACCGCCCAGGCCCAAUAGAUCUACACCCUGACCUCGCAGCGCUCUGCAACAUCGUCUCUGAAGACGACACAGAAUCAAACAACCCCUACGUCUGGCCGCUGCGCAUGCUCACCCCGUUGCUGGAACUAGAGCGCUCCCCGCGCUCCUUCCACCACUAUUGUAAUUUCAUGGGCAGGCUGAUGCCGGAUUUUUAUGAGUGUUUGGGGAGGAGGGAGGUCCCUGCGCUUGUGAUUUUGGCGUGGUGGAUGGCGCUUAUGAUGGGUGCUGCCGGGGACGUGUGGUGGUUGGGGGGGAGGUUGAGGUCUGAGUUGGGGGCUGUUUGUAUGUUUUUGGAGGGGUCGAGGGAUGGGAGGGUUAGGCGGUUGUUGGGGGUUCCGGCGCGGGCUUGUGGGUAUGUGUUGGAGUGGGAUGGUGUUGAUGAUGGUGAUGGUGAUGUGUUGGAGGUGGGUGAGGAUGGUGAUGGGGAGACUGGUGAGUAG
Molecule: messenger RNA, 1374 nt
Organism: Aspergillus candidus
Lineage: Eukaryota; Fungi; Ascomycota; Eurotiomycetes; Eurotiales; Aspergillaceae
Product: Zn(II)2Cys6 transcription factor domain-containing protein
Exons: 2
Coding region: 1-1374 (457 amino acids)
Biological process (GO): regulation of transcription by RNA polymerase II
Molecular function (GO): zinc ion binding; DNA-binding transcription activator activity, RNA polymerase II-specific
Source: RefSeq, a predicted model, not a curated record